This is a messenger RNA of Coregonus clupeaformis (lake whitefish), 4405 nucleotides long. RefSeq names its product prostaglandin E2 receptor EP2 subtype-like. Bases 459 to 1568 code for a protein of 369 amino acids. The transcript has 2 exons. Gene Ontology annotation, biological process: adenylate cyclase-activating G protein-coupled receptor signaling pathway; inflammatory response; positive regulation of cytosolic calcium ion concentration. The record is from RefSeq and is a predicted model, not a curated record. Gene Ontology annotation, cellular component: plasma membrane. Gene Ontology annotation, molecular function: prostaglandin E receptor activity. NCBI's taxonomy places the organism in Eukaryota, Metazoa, Chordata, Actinopteri, Salmoniformes, Salmonidae.
GCUCACUCACGCAGAACAUCCGCGUUAUCCUUACCAAAGAAGAACAAACGCCGGCAAAACAUAGCCCCCUAAAUAAUGGACGGAAUGACUACACAUGGGCUGGUCCAGUCUUUUUGGUCAUAUUUUUCUCUGGACGGGAAACAAUUUAGAAGUAGGGCAAAGUUUGCCUAUAUUUUGUGAGUCAAGACUUCGCCAGAGUUGUAAUUUGUGUGAAGAAAAGGUGGAGACAGAAGCGCGCGACUCCAAUCCUCUAUCAACUUGUCGCAUCACACGUUCCGGAACACAGCAAAGCAAAACAAGGACACAAACGUUAUUUCUUAAGAGGAACCGAAGUUGGUCUACUUCACUAUUUUUUAAGUGCUGAAACAAAAGCACUGUCUUAUUCUCAGGAACAGUGAAUCCUCUUGGAAUCUCACCCAAUCAGCACUUAAGUCUUGGACGGAGGCUAAACUCUUCCUAUGGCAAACGACACGGAAAAGGACCCAUGCCACAGCAACCUGCACAUCGACAAGGGAAACCCGCGCAUCAGUGCGAUAAUGUUCUCCGCCGGAGUGAUAGGGAACUUGGCCGCUUUGAUCCUUCUGGAGAUCCACCGCAGGAAGGACAAGAGCCGUCAGCGCCUGUCGCUCUUCCACGUGCUGGUCACCGCGCUGGUCGUCACUGACUUGAUGGGCACCUGUCUAGUCAGCCCUUUCGUCCUGGCAGCCUACUCCUUUAAUACCACCAUUAUUGCUAUGAUUGACACUAACCCUCCCGCAAUAUGUGAGUAUUUUGGAUUCUGUAUGACUUUUUUCAGCUUGGCCACAUUAUCUGUCCUCUUCGCCAUGGCGCUCGAGCGAUGCCUCUCCAUUGGGUGUCCCUACUUCUACGGGCGGCACAUCACCAAACGUUGUGGAUACAUCACCAUUCCAUUCAUCUAUUUAGUUUGCGGGGUGUUUUGCCUCAUGCCCUUUUGGGGUUUCGGGGACUACGUGCAGUAUUGCCCGGGGACGUGGUGUUUCAUCGACAUGAAUCCGUUAAUGCCGGAAGACCGAGUUUAUCCAGUCCUUUACGCAACCGUUAUGCUCAUCCUAGUCCUCUCUAUAGCGGCUUGUAACGCCUUUGUCGUUUACCACCUGGUUUUGAUGUACCGGAAGCGCAAACUUAACGGGGUAUCCGUGACGACUCGGAGUAAGAAGGACCGGAGAGUCCUCUCCAUGGCCGAAGAGGUCGAGCAUCUUAUAGUACUGGUGUUCAUGACGGUUAUAUUCGUGAUUUGCUCCCUUCCUCUGGUGAUCCGUGUGUACAUCAACUCCACGGGCCAGCGGAAGGAGAGCCACAAGCUGGACCUCAUCGCCCUCCUCUUUCUCUCGACCAACUCCAUCGUGGACCCCUGGGUGUUCAUCUUCCUCAGCCCAUCAGUGCUGCGCUUCUUCUGGGGAGCGCUGUGCAAGACGCCCCUCCUGCGGUCCAGGGAGUCCUUCUUCAAGUCCUCCCUGGGGAAGCAGAUGCACACCCAGCUGGAGUCGUGCCAUCCCAGUGCAGUCUCCGAGUUCACCCACCCCCCGAUGUCCACGCAGAAGGUUUGACCUGCUGAUGUAUUGGACUUAAUUGGGGCCUUGUAUGUUGUCUCUGAAGGGAGAAGCCACUCAGAAUAGUGCCGCUGCCCAAAUGUGCCGCCUGCCCGGUGGUUUGGUUCUAUGGCAGGGAUGUUGGUUGUGUGUAGCUACUUAGGGGCAACUUCUGGACAAGCGGAGCAGCAACCUACACAUUCCUGCAAACGUAGGCUGCUGCUUGUUUUGGAACAAGCUCUGAGGCGCAUAUUGGAAGCCUCCGGAGGCCAGCAACAGAUGUUUGACGGACAGUUAGACGCUAACUCUGAGGAGAAUGGGGUUGCAGUAUGGGUCACGUUCUUAAAAGCACUACCCGUUAUUUGUUUUUACAGCCUGGACUCUCAAACCAGAGGCCACUACAAGGACAGCAAACCAGGAUUCACAACACUGAACGGGCUAAAUCAGAUAAGGACGGUUUAUUCUAUAUGAGUUGAUCAUGCUCCAGAUGCAUGCGUUGUUGGCGCCGUGCCCUGUUAGCACACCCUGGGACUCCCAGGGAAGUUUACAUAAAUUCUUUCUAUUGAGAUGUUCCUUCAGCUAUCAAAUGUCAUCCCUUGUGGUUUUGGGAAUUGUUAUCAGAACAGUCAGAGACAUCCUUGUAAUCCAAGCAAGAUUCACACACACCAGACCUAGGUUCAAAUACUAUUUAGGGUAUUUCAAUUACUUUCAAAGACAUUUGGAUGUAAGUAUUUGGAAAUGUUCCAUUCGAAAACACAAGUCAUGUAAUAUUGGAAUGUAUUUGGAAAUACACUUGGAAAGUAUUUGCAUGUAUUUGGUAAAUUGGUGUAUACAAAUAUUUAAAUACUACCAUGCAAAUCAACCAGGUCUGUUUGGUAUUUGAAAUAAUGUAUUUGGAAAUAAGUAUUUGGAAAUACUUUCAAAUAGUGGCCAAUUUAUAGUAGGCUAUCCAAUAGACGUAGUUGAUUCGGGACACAUUAAAAUAUUAGUACUGUAUUUGAGUUACAAAUACUCAAAUACGGUACACAGAAAAUAACAAAUAAUCAAAUACCCAUGUAUUUGAACCCAGGUCUGACACACACAUACACUAUCCCCUCUCCCUGCAGCUAUGACACGUUGACCUUUCCCCUUUCACCCACUGGGUAAUCACCUCAAACGGUCAAAGGGAAAGAGCCCGAGAGUGACAUUUCUUUUUUUUAAGUUUUUUUUUAUCAAGCAAAUUAAUGUGGUUAUGUUAUGCGAAGCGUGCUAUGAGAGGAGGUUUCGUCUGUACUCUGGAUAAGAGCGUCUGCUAAAUGACUAAAAUGUCAAAUGUACUCUUAUGAGGUUCCUUUAUGUUUAAAGGAGUAUUGAGUAUUUAUUGUGUCCCAGCCCUCAGAUCUCAUUGAUGUGUUCGUGUACCUGGUGACAAGGUGCUCAUGAAUGUUCAGUGCGCAGUUGUAAAUGUGUAUCGUGUGUGUGUGUGUGUGUGUGUCAGUAAUCCGGUUUCCAUCCAAACUUUUUAUGCGAAUAAAGUACAUGUCGUAUAAAAAAUGUCACGACAGGCCUGAUGGAAAAAGCAAAUGUGUUGGUAAACAUUACAAAUGUCGACAAAACAAUACGGCAGACAAUGUGGGACCUUUUUGUGUCGGUAGCAUUUAUUAUGCAAGAAAUGGCAGUGGAAACGCUUUUUUCACUUCCAAUACAUAACGAGGGUCUUAUUCUGGUGACAUGAUGAUCAAUGCUUGGCUGCCAUUUGACAAACAAAAAUUAUCUUGAUAUUUUGUCCAUAAUAAUGUCAUCAUGUAGGCUAUACCCGCACUGUAUCUGCGAGUGCGAGCUAUUAGCUAGUGUGCACGUGCCAAGACCAGAGUGGGCACACUCGCUAUAUAACGCAACAUCUUUUGUGACAAGACCAUCAGUAGAGUUCAAAAUGCGAUGGAAACCCAUUUAAAUUGUAUUGUUAUUCGGUACAUGGGAAUUUAACUGCAAAAGGUAUUUUUAUGUGUACUACGUCUUCACACACAGCGUGGGAAAAUGCGCAUAUUGUUUUUAUAUGGCUUUUAGAAUAUUUGCAUGAAAAUCUGUCGCCAAUUGGAUAGAAACCUAGCUAGUGUCAAAGAGAUGGCACUCAAAAAACAUGAUAUCAGCAAGGAAUCCUACCUGUAAUUACCUAUACCUGUUGUUCAUGUUAAUUUAUUUACCCCUUAUUUUAGCAGGUAAGUUGGGAUGCUGUGGUAAGUUGACUGAGAACACAUUCUAAUUGACAUGUAGUUAGUCAGAUCCUGUGGAAGAUCCUGAUUGCACUGAGCUUUUAAACUUUGUCAGGCUUGUGUAGUUAUGUAUGUGUGCCAGCGUAUUUGUGUGUUAACGCUUCUGUUAAUAUACACCUGGCGCAUCCAUCCAUCCAGCCCUUAUUUCGUCAAACCCGUUCUGGAGCCCCACCUCCUGUCAUAGACCCACAUAUCGUGGAUGACAUCCAGAUGUGUGCUAAUAAAGUUAGACUCCCAACUUUAAAAAAAAGUUAUUACUCUCUCAUAAUCAAAACAAACAGGGAUUUGACUAGCUCCACCAAUAUAACUUACACAAGCAAAUCAGACUCUCAAGUUGCCUUUGGGAGAGCACAUUGAACUAAACAUAAUAAUUAUAUAGCAUUAAUUACAUUGGAGAUGGCUCCACAGGAAUAGGCAUGCAAUUUUGAUUACAAAUGUGAUUAAUUCUGUUUACUCUUGCGAUUGAUUAAUGAAGGUGGUUAGUCAAAGAGGGAAAUUACUCGUGUUAGUCCUGGGUCGUGUUGAUUAGGCACCAAAUAUAAGAAAACCGACUGAAACAGGGAGGGACAACAUAAUAAUAAAAAUAAUAAUAAUAAUAAUAAU